This is a messenger RNA of Rosa rugosa (rugosa rose), 2259 nucleotides long. RefSeq lists its product as uncharacterized. The coding region runs from base 265 to 2259 and encodes 664 amino acids. NCBI's taxonomy places the organism in Eukaryota, Viridiplantae, Streptophyta, Magnoliopsida, Rosales, Rosaceae. The record is from RefSeq and is a predicted model, not a curated record. The transcript has 3 exons.
CACAAGAAGAUCCAAGCGGCCCAUAAUGAAGAAGAAGACGUUGUGGAGGUGUCUAAGGAGGAUGUUGAGAAGGACCUAGCUACAUCAAGGGUGGAAGUUAACGUGCCCCAAGCUGAGGCACCCAAAGGUACAAUUCCUAACUCUAGUGGUUUAAUUAAGACUAACCCAGUUGUUUCUAUACCUUUCCCAAGCAGGUUUGCCAAGACGAAGAAAGAUAAAUCUGAUCAAGAGAUCUUGGAAAUCUUCAAGAAGGUUCAAGUGAAUAUGCCCCUGAUUGAGUGCAUCAAACAAGUGCCUAAAUACGCCAAGUUCUUGAAGGAGCUUUGCACCACAAGGAGGCAGACAAGAUUGAAGGAGGUGGUGAAAAUGAGCGAGACGGUAUCAGCCGUUAUCCAGAGGAAACUACCCCCAAAGUUGAAGGACCCAGGGAGUUUUUCUGUUCCCUGUAUCAUUGGUGACACCAGGUUUGAAAAUGUGAUGUUAGACUUAGGGGCAUCCAUAAAUGUUAUGCCUUAUAAUUUGUAUGUGUCCCUAGGUCUAGGCCCUCUUAAAAGGGAUAAUGUUGUCAUUCAACUUGCUGAUAGGUCUAACAAAUACCCUCAAGGGUAUGUUGAGGAUGUUCUUGUGCAGGUAAACCAUCUGAUAUUCCCUGCGGAUUUCUACGUAUUGGACAUGGAGGAAUCACCCCUAAAUACCACUCCAUUACUUUUAGGGCGUCCCUUUAUGAGGACUGCAAGAACGAAGAUCGACGUGUACAAAGGGACUCUCACCAUGGAGUUUGAUGGUGAUGUUAUACGCUUCAACAUUCUUGAAGCCAUGAGGUACCCUGUUUCUGACUUGAAACCUUGCUUUGCUAUUGAUGUAGUUGAUUCACUCGCGCAGGUUUUCUCUGAAGUAAUGGUUGAGGAUGAAUUGGCUCUGACCCUAGAGGAGGUUGUCGGAUAUGAUGCAAAUGGGGAACCUAUCCCCAAGGUUGAGUGGGACGUUGAGGAGCCUAGAGUGAUCAAGACUGUGGCCUCACUGGAGGCUCAGCCUAUAAAGAGGUCAAUUUCCUAUUUGUCAAUUCCGGUUUCUACUAAUAAAAUGCUACGCUCUAUUGUUCAGGCACCCAAGUUGGAAUUGAAGGUACUCCCUGAGCAUUUGAAGUACGCGUACCUAGGAGAAAAGGAGACCCUCCCAGUGAUCAUAUCGUCAACGCUGGAGGUAGAGCAAGAAAGGAAGUUGGUGGACGUGUUGAAGAAGCACAAGACUGCCAUUGGUUGGACUCUAGCAGAUAUCAAGGGGAUCAGCCCAACCACGUGUGUCCACCGGAUCCUGUUAGAAGAUGGCGCCAAGCCCACAAGAGAAGCCCAAAGGCGUCUACAUCCGCCCAUGAUGAAGGUGGUCCAAGACGAGGUGAUCAAGUUGCUAGAUUGUGGGGUGAUCUACCCCAUUUCUGAUAGUAAGUGGGUCUCUCCAGUGCAAGUGGUGCCCAAGAAGUCUGGGGUGACAGUGGUACAGAACGAGGAUAAUGAGCUAGUGCCCCAGAGAUUAGUGACUGGUCAUAGGGUAUGUAUCGACUACCGGAAGCUGAAUGCCACAACGAGGAAGGAUCAUAUGCCCUUGCCUUUUAUUGACCAGAUGUUGGAGCGCUUAGCGGGCCAUUCCUACUAUUGCUUCUUGGACGGAUAUAGUGGGUACAACCAGAUCUGCAUAGCCCACGAGGAUCAGGAGAAGACGACCUUCACGUGCCCCUUUGGGACCUUUGCUUAUAGGCGCAUGCCCUUCGGCUUAUGCAACGCACCAGGUACUUUCCAAAGAUGUAUGCUUUCCAUUUUCUCAGAAUACAUUGAAAAUAUUAUUGAAGUCUUUAUGGACGACUUUAGUGUCUUCGGUAAAGAUUUUGAUACUUGUUUAGAGAAUCUAGGAUUGAUACUUGAGAGGUGUGUAGAAACUAACCUUGUGCUGAAUUGGGAGAAGUGUCACUUCAUGGUGACACAAGGGAUAGUGUUAGGACACAUAAUAUCUGCUAGGGGCAUUGAGGUAGAUAAGGCUAAGGUUGAUCUUGUACGUCACUUACCCUCCCCCACAACUGUGAGGGAGGUACGCUCUUUUCUUGGCCAUGCAGGAUUUUACAGGCGGUUCAUCAAAGACUUCUCCAAGGUGGCGAGACCUAUGUGUGCCCUAUACCGCAAGCAAUUAGAAAUCAAUGGUUCCCUAACUGUAGAUAAUGUCAUGAUAUCAUCAUUUUUGGAUCAAUGUUUAUUGAUGGCUCCAUGA